CUAAAGAAAUUUCAAACAGUUGCGGCCGUGAGGCGCUAGUGAACGCAUCUUGAAAUCGAACAAAAAUAUAGCAGAGAAAUUCAUUACGCGAAAAUGAAGUCUUUUUAUUUGAUCCUGGCUUUUCUGGCUGUAAGCCAAGGCAGAGUGCUGAAUAUCCCUGUGGCCAUUGUCGAGGAUCAGGCUAAGCCAGUGGCUUUACCUUUGGUUAAGGAGGACAUCAAGCCAGAGGAAAUUAAAGUUGUGGUUCAGGAAGAAAAGGCCAAGGAUCUGAAGGAGGAAAUUAAGCCGGAAGUUAAGCCGGAAAUUAAGGAGGAGAUUAAGCCCGAAAUUAAAGAAGAAAUUAAAACAGAAGUUGAGACCGAAAUUAAAGAGCAGACUAAGCCUGAAAUUAAAGAAGAGAUUAAGCCAGAAAUUAAGGAGGAGCUUAAAGAGCAGAUUAAACCCGAAAUUAAGGAUGCUGUAAAGCCAGUCAUUAACGAGGAGCUUAAAGAGCAGAUUGAAGAACAAAUUAAGCAGCAGAUCAAGGAAAAACCCUUGGAGCUGAAAGAAAAAUCUCUGGAAAUAGUUAAGGAGCAACCCGAGGAGAUUAAACAACAGACUUCGGAGGUCAAAGAGCAAGCUGCUCCAACUGUUUUAAAGGAGGCAAUCCCGGAGCAGGAGGAGAUUCAGGAUGCAGCCCAGCCUCAAGUUCGCCAGGCCACCCAGGCCACGCCCACCCAGCAGAGCACCACGCAGGGCAACUUUGUGCAGCAAUUGAUCCAGAAUUCCCCCAUCGGUCAGUUCCUGAAUCAGUUCCAGCCUCAGCCAGCCAACAAUCCGGCUCCUCCGGCUGCUGCUGUUGUGCCACUUCAGACCCAAGCCGAUGAGGUAGCAACUCCAGCUCCCACGGUUCCCGGUUUCCUCAAUCCCCAGGCUGCCAUCACUUCCGCCCAACAGGCUGUGCAAAAUGCAGCCCAGAGUGCCGUGAAUGCCACCACUCAGGCCUUCCAGGGCAUCCAGCAGUUCGCCAGCAAUCUGGGCAAUCAGUUCCAGAACACUUUGUCCAGUCUGACAGGUCAACAGCAGGCGGCUGUGGCCACCACGCCACGUCCACCAGGUCCCAUUCAGCAGUUCGUGAACAAUGUUUUUGGGGGCAAUAGCAAUGCCACGGCUGCCGCUGCUCCGGCUGCCCAGCAAAGUGGCAAUCCCCUCCAGGGAAUCAUCAACUUCCUGGGUGGCAAUCGCCCGCAGAAUGCACCACCAGCCUCGCCAGCAACUCAGGCCCCGGAAAAACCAGCUGUCGAUGACAAAAUCGAUCCUGCCAAGGAUGAGGUGCAGGAGUUUGUCCCCGAAACCGACAAUGAAAUACGUUCGAGUGGCGAAGCCAUCGAUGAUUCCUUCGAGGAGGCUGGAGUUCCAUCCAAUGAGGUCAUUGUGGUCAACGAUGAUGCCGGCGAUGUCGUCGAUCCUGUCCCGAAUCAGCCACUAACCAACGAUGCAGUGGCUCUCUAGGAUGGCUUAAGUUAAGAUUCAUUCACACAAACCGACUGACGCAUUUUCAUCCAUAUUUUUCGACGUCAAUUGAGAAUGACACGGGAAAAUGCCUCUUUAGUUUUCUAAGUGCAUGCACCGCAGCAAAUUAUUUAUUUCAUACUCAGCCCAGGAAUUUAUCUAUAAAAACAAUGAGAGAAUACAAAUCAUUAAAUAAAUGAAAAUCUAAUAAAA
Drosophila gunungcola (fruit fly) is the source of this 1704-nucleotide messenger RNA. It is a transcript of the gene ImpE2, whose product is annotated as 20-hydroxyecdysone protein. Bases 94 to 1491 code for a protein of 465 amino acids. NCBI's taxonomy places the organism in Eukaryota, Metazoa, Arthropoda, Insecta, Diptera, Drosophilidae. The transcript has a single exon. The record is from RefSeq and is a predicted model, not a curated record.